This is a messenger RNA of Microdochium trichocladiopsis, 1380 nucleotides long. RefSeq lists its product as uncharacterized. Gene Ontology annotation, biological process: carbohydrate transport; transmembrane transport. The record is from RefSeq and is a predicted model, not a curated record. Gene Ontology annotation, molecular function: carbohydrate:proton symporter activity. Bases 1 to 1380 code for a protein of 459 amino acids. Gene Ontology annotation, cellular component: membrane. The transcript has 6 exons. NCBI's taxonomy places the organism in Eukaryota, Fungi, Ascomycota, Sordariomycetes, Xylariales, Microdochiaceae.
AUGUGUUCGGUCUACGGUUUCGCCGCGGCCAUUGCCGCGGCCACAGAUGGCUAUCAGGUUGGACUCAAUGCCGGCAUCCUCGCAAAUGCAGGAUUCUUUGGCACCGAAACUGAGGCCGCUGGAAAGCUUUACUUGGCCUCGCCUAUCCUGGGCGGCUGGAGCGGCAUUUUGCCAGUGGGCCAGGUCACGGCUAACUUCGCACUUCCAUUCCUGACUGCACGAUACGGGCGAAAGGCGGCCUUAUAUACUUGCUGGACCUUCUUAAUGACCAGCAUUAUCGCCGAGAGUUUGGCUCGGAGGUGGGAACACUGGUUGGUCGCCAAACUUCUCGCCGGUUUAGGUCUCGGCUGCUUGCAAGGCACUCUUCCGGCAUAUAUCUCUGAGAUCGCUCCUACCCGCAUUCGCGGCCUACUACUAAUGUCCUAUAAUAUGUGGUGGACUGUCGGCACAUUCUUCGCUUACGUGGCAAUGUACGUCAUCCAGAAUCAAAAUUCCGGCGACUGGCUCACUCCGGUUCUUACGCAAUGGGCUCAAAUUGGCAUCAUGCUCAUCAUUUUCGUGGCCUUGCCUGAAUCCCCCGUCUGGGCCGUGUCCCGUGGACAGCAUGCUCGCGCUAAGAAAUCACUCGGUCGGCUCUACCAGGGCGUAAAGGAUUAUAACUUUGAGCAACAAAUAGAAGUCUUGAGUCUGUUUGUCGAACAUGAGAAAGCGGUCGCCGUGGCUCGAAACAGAGAGAAGUGGCAUGCAAUCUUCCGUGGCGCUGAUGGAUUCCGUACUCUCGUUGCGCUCUGGACUAUUGUCUCCCAGCAGUUUACCGGUCUCGUCCUAUUCUCGACCUUCGGAGCUUACUUUUUCCAGCAAGCGGGAAUCAAGUGCAUAACCCUUGGAAUCAAAAUUGCUGCCGCUAUUAGUGUCGUCCUUAUCGCCGACCGCUUCGGAAGAAGGCUUAUUGCUUGCUGGGGUACCACAAUUAUGUGGCUUGCUAGCAUUGCUGUUGGCAUCUUAGGACUUGUCCCGAGAACGAUGGCGGGCUACAUUGGUGAAAUCUCGUCUCAGCGUCUGCGACACUAUACCGCGAGCUUCGGUGCCGGCCUGAGCUGUAUCAUCGGCGUCGGUAUGAAUCAGCUUGUUCCUUCCUCGGUGAAUGCUAAUGCAUGGAACUGGGGCCUUAAAUCGGGCUGGUUCUACGGCGGUGUUGGCCUUCCGUUCGUCAUUGGAAUGUGGUUGUUGAUUCCUGAGACAGCAGGUCGCUCUCCUGCAGAGCUUGAUGAGCUCUUCGAGCGAAAAAUCAGGCCGUGGCGGUUUCAUAAGACAGAAACGGCAACUCAGCGUGUCGUCGCUGUUGACUCGUCAGCGACUAUGCAACCUGCGGGUAAAUAG